This is a messenger RNA of Rhopilema esculentum, 1736 nucleotides long. Its product is annotated as kelch-like protein 3. Gene Ontology annotation, molecular function: protein binding. The record is from RefSeq and is a predicted model, not a curated record. NCBI's taxonomy places the organism in Eukaryota, Metazoa, Cnidaria, Scyphozoa, Rhizostomeae, Rhizostomatidae.
AUUUGUGUAGUUAUUUUUUAAAAAGCAAAUCGUCAAAAUGUGACUGACGUAAAUUUCUUGUUGGGAUCAGCCUUUCCGAACGCAAUUAUUGUGGCUUCCUUGGUCCCCUGGUCUUUCACACAAUCUGCGGUUCAGCAAUGGCGGACACACUGGGAAUGCCCACCGGAGAAAAGUUCAAACUUGAAAAUUAUGAAACAAGCCUGGCAAAUAUGCUGAGCUCGUUUAGAAAAAAAAAUUAUCUAUGUGAUGUUGUGCUGGUGUGUCGAGACAGGGAAUAUCUUGCUCACAGAAUCGUCCUUAGUGCAGCAAGUCCUUUCUUUAGACAUGGCUUCACGCAGGAUCAAGAGGCACAUACAAGUCACGGGGUUAAGAUGCAGUUGAAGGAGCAUAUAUCCCCAUCAAUCAUGGAAGACAUCCUUCAGUUUAUGUAUUUGGGAGAAAUAUGUGUACACAAAGACAAUGUUAGACUGCUGAUUGCUGCAUCAGAUAUUUUACAAAUGACGAAUUUGAAAGAUCUGGUUUGUAGGUUUUAUGAAAAGAAGCUUUGUGCAUCUAACUGCCUGUCCAUAUCUUCACUAGCUGAUGAGUUCAAUUGCAAGACACUGAAAAAGAGUGCAGAUGCCUUUAUUUAUAAAUACUUUGCAGACGUCAGCCACUCAGAUGAGUUCAAAAGUCUCAAUGUAGAUCAAGUUAUUCAUAUCAUCAGCAACAAUAAAGUGAAUGUGAAGAAGGAAGAGAAAGUAUAUGAAGCUGUUAUUGCUUGGAUUGAUUAUGAUCAAGAAGAGAGGUUUCAGUAUCUUCUGAGACUCAUGGAGAAUGUCAGGCUUUUGCUAAUUGAUAAGUACUAUUUGUUUGACAAAAUUGCCUCGAACACAACAAUAAUGCAGAACAUAGAUUGCCAAGAACUUGUCUUGACAGCUAUAAACUUUCAAUGCCUUACGGAUCGCAGAUCACUGGUAGUAAGUCCCCAAGCGUCACCAAGACAGUCACUUGAUGUAACAAAGAUAGUUGUUGCUUGUGGAGGAGUGCAAGAUGAACUUGCUUCCAAAGAGGCACUUUGCUAUGUACCAGAUGUUGAUUUUUGGUACCCACUUGCCCCUUUGCAUGAAGAAAGAAGCAAUUUUGGCUUAGCAGUUGUAGACCACAGCAUUUUUGCCAUAGGUGGAGAUGUCAAUGGAAAGACAUUGAAGUCAGUAGAAUUUUACAAUUUUGCCCUGGAUAAAUGGACUAGGAGUGCUAAUUUGCCUGAGCCAACCAUGGCACAUGGAGCUGGAGUUUUGAACAACGAAAUAUAUGUUGUGGGGUCAGGAAGUCAAGGUCUUUGUUCAGAUUCAGUAUUCAAAUAUGAUGCAGCUGCAGACAGAUGGACCACUGUUAAGAAAUUGAAAGUGCCAAGACGUGGGGCAUGUGUUGUGUCACAUCUGCAGCUUUAUGCUAUUGGUGGAUAUGGUCCAGAUGGAAUGGCCCUUGCAAGUGUUGAGCGAUAUGAUCCAUACCUAGGUGAAUGGGCAAAAAUCUUUCCCAUGAAUUCCUCACGUGCAUUUGCCAGUGGUGCUGUUGUGGAAAGAAUUAUGUGGUUGUUGGUGAGUAUGCAAGUGGUUCUGUUUCUAUCUGCUCAGGAGAUUUUUCACAUCAGCACUGAUGAUGGCAUCGCAUUGCAGAUGCAUCUGUGCCCGCUCAUUUACCGGUAUUGCAGUACUACUUUACGACAGAUAAUAUGUAUUUGGAGGGUAUAA